Molecule: messenger RNA, 757 nt
Organism: Suncus etruscus (white-toothed pygmy shrew)
Lineage: Eukaryota; Metazoa; Chordata; Mammalia; Eulipotyphla; Soricidae
Product: ORM1-like protein 1
Exons: 1
Coding region: 35-493 (152 amino acids)
Biological process (GO): intracellular sphingolipid homeostasis; ceramide metabolic process; negative regulation of ceramide biosynthetic process
Cellular component (GO): endoplasmic reticulum membrane
Source: RefSeq, a predicted model, not a curated record
UGCCGGGCACCAGGGCUGGGACGCCGGAGCAAACAUGAAUGUUGGAGUUGCCCACAGUGAAGUGAAUCCGAACACCCAUGUACUGAAUAGCCGAGGGAUGUGGCUGACAUAUGCCCUGGGAGUUGGCUUGCUUCAUAUUGUCUUACUAAGUAUUCCCUUCUUCAGUGUUCCUGUUGCUUGGACCUUAACAAAUGUUAUACACAAUCUGGGGAUGUAUGUAUUUUUUCAUGCAGUAAAUGCACCUUUUGAAACUCCUGACCAGGGUAAAGCAAGGCUCCUAAAUCAUUGGGAACAGUUGGACUAUGGCGUACAGUUCACUUCUUCACGGAAGUUUUUCACAAUCUCUCCAAUAAUACUAUACUUUCUGGCAAGUUUCUAUACAAAAUAUAAUUCAACUCACUUCAUCCUAAAUAUCGCUUCUCUUCUGAGUGUGCUAAUUCCCAAAAUGCCACAACUACACGGUGUUUGGAUCUUUGGAAUUAAUAAGUAUUGAAAUGUUCUAAAAAUGAACAAAAAUGUUUUUUCAGCUACUGAGUUUCCUAUAAGGAAAAGGCAGAUAGUAAACGUCACUCUCUGAUAAUGUGAAUAUAAGAGAUAUUUACAUGUGAGGGCCAAUGAUUGGUUCUUCAUUUGCUUUUGAAGUACAGAUUGUACUAAAAAGUACCUCUGUUUAAUGCUUCCGCUCUAUUUCUCAAGAGAAGCUCUUUAGGUAAACUGGGCGGGCCCAGCUUAUACAUGAAAUGGCUAUAAGAGGUGG